GGGGGCGCGCGGUGCACGCCGGGACGGCAGCGCGCGCCGCGGCCGGGAGGAGGCGGAGGAGCCAAGAUGGACGCCGGGUUCUUCCGCGGAACCAGUGCAGAGCAGGACAAUCGCUUCAGCAACAAGCAGAAGAAGCUGUUGAAGCAGUUGAAGUUUGCAGAAUGCUUAGAAAAGAAGGUGGACAUGAGCAAAGUAAAUCUGGAAGUAAUCAAACCAUGGAUAACAAAACGAGUAACAGAAAUCCUUGGAUUUGAAGAUGAUGUAGUAAUUGAAUUUAUAUUCAACCAGUUGGAAGUGAAGAACCCAGAUUCCAAAAUGAUGCAAAUCAACCUGACUGGUUUUUUGAAUGGGAAAAAUGCUAGGGAGUUCAUGGGAGAACUGUGGCCACUGCUAUUAAGUGCACAAGAAAACAUUGCUGGUAUUCCAACUGCAUUUCUGGAACUGAAGAAAGAAGAAAUAAAACAACGACAGAUAGAGCAGGAGAAACUGGCUUCCAUGAAGAAACAAGAUGAAGACAAAGAGAAGAGAGAUAAGGAAGACAAAGACAACAGAGAGAAAAGAGACAGAUCCAGAAGUCCAAGAAGGCGCAAGUCCCGCUCUCCCUCCCCGCGGCGGCGCUCGUCUCCCGUGCGCCGCGAGCGGAAGCGCAGCCACUCCCGCUCCCCCCACCACCGCACCAAGAGCCGCAGUGCCACCCCUGCCCCCGAGAAGAAAGAGGCCACUCCUGAGCCAGAGCCCUCCGUGAAACCAAAGGAGACUGUUGUGCAAGAGGCAACUUCAAACAGUGAUAUCCCAAAAGCUCCUAAACCUGAACCUCCUGUACCAGAGACUAAGGAAACUUCACCAGAACGUAAUUCAAAGAAGGAAAGGGAGAGGGAGAGGGAGAGGGAGAGGGAAAAGGAGAAGGAGAAGACUCGUCAGAGAUCCCCAACUCGGUCCAAGUCCAGGUCAAGGUCCCGAUCUCGUUCUCCAUCUCAUUCUCGACCCAGAAGGCGCCAUAGAUCUCGGUCAAGUGGGAUUUCUGAUUGUGCCCGGCCUUCCUCCCCUAGAAGACGACCCAGCCCGCGGCGCCGGCCGUCCCCGCGCAGGAGGAGCCCGCCCCGGAGAAUGCCUCCCCCACCCAGGCACAGGAGGAGCAGAUCCCCCGUGAGGCGGAGAAGACGUUCCUCAGCCUCUCUGUCCGGCAGCAGCUCCUCCUCCUCCUCAUCGCGCUCCCGCUCUCCACCAAAGAAGCCUCCCAAGAGACCCGUGUCCAGCCCCCCCCGCAAAACUCGCCGCCUGUCCCCCUCUGCCAGCCCCCCCCGGCGCCGCCACCGGCCCUCGCCCCCCGGCAGCCCCCCGGCCAAGCCCCGCCGCUCGCCCAGCCCCCAGCAGUCCAACCGCGCCCGCAAGAGCCGCGGCUCCGUCUCGCCCAGCAGGGCUUCAGCACCCAAACAUAAGAGUACUGAGAAAAGAGAAUCUCCUUCGCCAGCACCCAAGCCCAGGAAAGCAGAGUUGUCGGAAUCAGAAGAAGACAAAGGAGGCAAAAUGGCUGCAGCAGAUUCUGUCCAACAGAGGCGCCAGUACAGGAGGCAAAAUCAACAGUCUUCAUCUGAUUCUGGUUCUUCAUCUUCCUCAGAAGAGGAGAGGCCCAAGAGGUCGAACGUGAAGAACGGGGAGGUGGGCAGGCGCCGCCGGCACUCGCACUCGCGCAGCCCCUCGCCCUCGCCCCGCCGGCGCCAGAAGGAUUCCUCCCCUCGCAGGAGGAGGAGGAGCCCCUCGCCGCCCCCCGCCCGCCGGCGCCGCUCCCCGUCCCCGGCACCACCGCCCCGGCGCCGCCGCUCCCCGUCCCCGCCUCGCCGAAGGUCUCCAUCUCCACCCCCGCGCAGACGUUCUCCCUCUCCACGGAGAUACUCCCCCCCAAUCCAGAGGCGAUAUUCCCCAUCUCCCCCUCCCAAGAGGAGAACAGCUUCUCCUCCUCCCCCUCCCAAAAGAAGAGCCUCCCCUUCCCCCCAGUCCAAGCGCAGAGUCUCCCACUCCCCACCACCAAAACAGAGGAGCUCCCCAUCUGCAAAGCGGCGCUCCCCUUCCGUAUCUUCCAAGCACAGGAAGGGGUCUCCUCCCAGCAGAUCCAACAGGGAAACGCGUUCUCCACCACAAAACAAAAGGCAUUCACCUUCACCACGGCCUCGAGCUUCCCACCCCUCCUCCAGCCCUCCGGCGCCGCGCCGGGGGUCGGCGUCGCCGCAGAGGAGACAGUCACCCUCCCCCAGCAGCCGGCCCAUCAGGAGGGUGUCCAGGACGCCAGAACCCAAGAAAACAAAGGCUUCCACCCCCAGCCCCCGGCGCGUGUCCUCGUCCCGAUCUGCGUCGGGGUCACCCGAGACAGCUCCCAAAAAGCACCAAGGACCUGCAUCUCCUGCCCGCUCUCGCUCUCCUUCUGCAAACUGGUCACCUGCAAAAAAGGCCAAGAGCCCAACUCAGAGCCCAUCACCUGCCAGGAAUUCAGAUCAAGAAGGUGGUGGCAAGAAGAAGAAGAAAAAGAAGGAUAAGAAGCAUAAAAAGGAUAAAAAGCACAAGAAACACAAAAAGCAUAAGAAGGAGAAGGCAGCAGCAGCUGCAGCAGCUGCUGCUGUAGCUGCAGCAGACACCACCUCAGCACAGGGAGAGCAGGAAACAGAGACAGAACCCAAAAAGGAGACAGAAAGUGAACCCGAGGACAACCUGGAUGACCUAGAAAAGCACCUGAGGGAGAAGGCCCUGAGGUCCAUGAGGAAGGCGCAGGUGUCCCCCCCCUCCUAGGACAACCCUUUGAUAUAAUGUACAUUUUAUUUGGUUUGUACUCAGAAUUCAAUUUCAAAUUGCUAAAUGUGUUUGAGCUUUAGAAUAUAACAUUUGUUGUAAUAAUUGCUAGGUUGAGGUUCACCAUGUACAAAGGGCAUGGAUUUACAUUACAAAAGGUGUCCACAGUGUACUAGUGACAUUCUUUCAUUGACAGUCAGCAUAAUUUCAUUUAGAGUGAGACUUUUUAGAAGCAGUAGGAAUUUGUUUUGGAGGUUUGAAACAUGACCGUCAGUUCCCUUGUUUCUUUGAAAUCCAACAGAGCCUUGAGCAGAAUUUGUGAGGGUCUCAUUUGACUUCUUUUGUAUCACUUACAUGAUGCUACUAACCUUUGUGGUUUGUAGGCUUGCCCAGGAGUAAAACCACUGCAGAAUUCAAGGAAAUACAUCUCUAUUUUAAUGCUUUCUACUGUUGCCUGUAUAGUCUCCAUUAAAGCCAAUCAAGAAUAGCAAUUUAGAGUGGUACAUAAAUGAAAGCAUGUUGUUUACCAGGACACUGUGGGUUUAUAUUGAUGUAACAUGUUGAUUUGGAACACUGGAAUUUCAUUUGUAUUUUUAUGUUCUUUUUUUAAAGGGCAGUUUCCAUGAUCAGCAGUCCCAGAAAAAAAAUAUAAUUCCUUCAGUUCCAUAAAUUUUGUUUGUGAGCUGUCGUUGCCCCAUUCAUAAAUCUUGUCUCGUUAUGGUUCUUCAGAAUGGUCUGAGCAACUUUCAGAGCUGUGUUCUUUGAAAGUUUAGAGGAACCUAAACUUUGGAUAUUGUCAUGUUUUCACUGUUCUUUGUUUUUGUUUUUUUAACUAAAGCUAUAUAAAGCUUGUGGAUUAAACAAAAUAAAUUUCUAAAUUUAAA
Sturnus vulgaris (Common starling) is the source of this 3665-nucleotide messenger RNA. The record is from RefSeq and is a predicted model, not a curated record. Lineage: Eukaryota; Metazoa; Chordata; Aves; Passeriformes; Sturnidae.